UGUGUGACAGAUGGGGGGGCUCUUUUGUAUGAAAUCCUCACCAACAUGACCUCCAGCGUCAUGCGUAGAGUUGUGCGUACGAGUGGGAGUUGUCUGCUGCUGGAUAAACGCAUUGUUGUGCUGGGGGGAUGUUCCGUCCUGUAACGCUGCUGUUCCUGCUGUUUGCCUCUGCAGCCUUUGAAUGGCCUACAAAGGGAGGAACUGUGUCUUCUCUGUAGAAAUCUGCACAAAAACCAGCACGGGCGCCAAGCAGACCUCGUUCUGUUUUACCACAUCACGGAGCGUCAAGAUGAAGAAGAAAGCUCGGCAGCACCGGACGGCGGUGCCGCAGAGGGCGCAGUCUCCAAUCAAGCCCUCUCCCAACAAGCAGAUCCUGACCUACGCCCAGGCGCAGCGCAUGGUGGAGUUCGAGCUGGACGGCCGCAUCCACCGGCUAAGCAUAUACGACAAGCUGGACGUGAUCUCUGACGACGACCCCAUGAUCCAGGAGAUGAUGGAGUGCACCAGCAACAAGGAGAACGCCGACAAACCCCAGCAGCAGGUCCGCCAGAGGUCGGCCAGACUAAAAAGCAACCAGGAGAAGAGAAACGCAGCACUGGGCAUCGCCGGCAACGCGGAGGGCGGCGGGCAUCACGCCGCGAGUCCCGCUGCGCCGAAGCUCCCCGAGCCGAAAUUUCGAGUCGUCGAAUACAACCUUCCCGCGGUUCCCAAGCGCCCAGCCUCGUUUUACAAGUACAUAGAGAAGACGGAGGAGGAGCUGGACGAGGAGACGGAAUACGACAUGGACGAGGAGGACUACGCCUGGCUGGAGUUGGUGAACGAAAAACGCAAAAGCGAAGGGAUGAGUCAGGUAUCCCACAACGUUUUCGAGUUCCUGAUCGACCGCUUCGAGAAAGAGCUUCACCUGGAAAGUCUGGACCAAGCGAGCGAGAAGCAGCCCGCCGUCGACGAGGACGCGGUUUGCUCCAUCUGCAUGAGCGGCGAGUGCCACAAAAGCAACACCAUCCUGUUCUGCGGCAUGUGCGGCGUGUCCGUGCACCAGGAGUGCUACGGCGUCCCCUACGUCCCGGAGAGCCACUGGCUCUGCAGACACUGCCUCCAGUCGCCGACCCAGCCGGCAGACUGCAUCCUCUGUCCCAACAAGGGGGGAGCAGUGAAGAAGACGGACGACGAUCGGUGGGGCCACGUGGUCUGCGCCCUCUGGGUGCCAGAGGUCGGCUUCGCCAACACCACCUUCAUCGAACCCAUCGACGGCAUCGGGCAGAUCCCGUCCGCUCGCUGGAAGCUCACCUGCUACAUCUGCAAGGAGAAGAGCGUGGGCGCGUGCAUCCAGUGCCACAAGGCCAACUGUUACACGGCCUUCCACGUCACCUGCGCCCAAAAGGCCGGGCUCUUCAUGAAGAUGGAGCCGAUCAACGAGGUGACGGACACGGGGGAGCCCAUCCUCUCUGUCAAAAAGACCGCCUAUUGUGGAGCGCACACGCCCAACGGAUGUGUGAGGAGGCCGCUCUCCAUCUACGAAGAUGCCAAGCGGAAAAACGGACUCUGUAAGAGGGCGAAUAAAGGCAGGGGAGAUGAUAAAGAACAUUGCAAAGGAAAGCAGCAGCAAAAGAAGAAAGGCAAGAGCAAGAAGCCUGAACCUGACGAGGAAAGUGAGGCUGCAGCUCCUGCUACUGUGCCUAGUUUUCCUGCUCACAGGCUCCAGACCAUUCUGAACCAGGUGUCCAUACAGAAGAAGAGAGUCUUUGUGGAACUGGUCCUAAAUUAUUGGACCCUGAAAAGGCGAUCUAGGAACGGAGUCCCCCUGAUCAGGCGCCUUCAGACCUGCCUGCAGUCACAGAAGAACUCACAGCCGAGGCACAAUGAGGAGGAAAGCAGAGCGCUGAAGGAACAGCUGAAGGAAUGGCACCGCCUCCGACACGACCUGGAGAGAGCUCGACUGCUGCUGGAGCUGAUUCGCAAGAGGGAGAAGCUAAAGCGGGAAGAGAUUAAGCUACAUGAGACCGUCCUGGAGAUGAAGCUAACGCCGUUUAGCAUCUUGCUCCGGGCUCUGUUGGACCAACUUCAGGCAAAAGACCAGGCCAAGAUCUUCACCCAGCCUGUGGAUGUCAAUGAGGUUCCAGACUACCUCGACCACAUCAAACGCCCGAUGGACUUCUCCACCAUCCGGCAGCGCAUCGACGCCCAGGCCUACACCAACCUGGACCAGUUCGAGGCCGACUUCAACCUCAUCGUCGACAACUGCAUGAAAUACAACUCCAAGGACACCUACUUCUACCGGGCCGCCGUUCGCCUCCGAGACCAGGGCGGCGUCCUGCUCAGGAAGGCCCGGCGGGACGUGGAGCAGAUGGGCUUCGACGCCGAGAACGGCAUGCACUUGUCGGAAGCCCCCGAAGUCAAAGCGCCGCCGUCGUUUUCUUGGGAAGACGUGGACCGUCUGCUGGUGCCGGCCAACCGGGAGCACCUUCCCCUGGACAAGCAGCUGCAGCUGCUCCUGGAGAAGUUCGACCUGACCUGCGCCAUGAAGACCAGCCCGUCCCGCAGCAAGCGCCUCAAGCUGCUUAAGAAGACCAUCAACGACAUGCGAAACGAAAUCAGCCUGAAGAAACUUCUGCCCUCUCACCAUCACAGUUCCGCCUUCGCAGCCACUCCGUCCCCUCCGGAGCUGGACAAAUCCACAGAGGACAGGCAGAAACCCAACGGGCAUUUUCAAGAUGACGAAGGAGACAAGUCUCUUCCUCCUAAACUGGAGCCGCCGGACGCUCUACCCCCACUCCUCCGCUCGGAUGCCAAUUCUGAACCCCCCACCCUCAAACCGAUCGACGACGGCGCGGAACAGACUCGCGGCAAGCGACCGAGGUUGGACAGGGACGCGGCGGAGCUGCUGUCCUCGGCUCCACGCCUCAACGGCCACUCCCUCCAGAGCGCCCUGUGGGACGGCGACGUGAGCGUGCUGGCCACGCCCACCUUUGCGGAGCCCACGGGCGCGGCCAACCACCGGACGGCCGUCGUCUUCCGCAAGUCGAAGGCGGCCGGAGCGCACGGGCCGCCCGAGGGCGAAGACAAGGAGGACGACGGGGCCGACGGCGGGUCAGGCGAGCAGGACGGGGAAAAUAAGGACGGCUCCCAGCUCGGCGCCAAAUCUUUCCUCUCGGUUGUCAUACCGCGGCUGGAGACGCUGCUUCAUAGCAAGAAGAGGAAGCGCAGUGGCAGCAGAUGCAGAGAGGUGGAGGAAGAGGAGACUGAACACACAGAGGAGGGGGCGUCUCCCGGGAAAAGACUACAUACUGGCCUGUCGAGAGGUUUCCUGGGGAUGGCCGAGGAGAAAGAAGUAGAAAAAACACGGCGGCCCAGCAGAGUGGUGGAGCCGCGACGGCGCUGUGCCUCCGAGUCCUCCAUAUCUUCAUGCAGCAGUCUGCAGGGAAGCGCCAGCACCAUUCUCAGUCUUCCAAAAUGUGGAAUGGGGAAACCAGCUUUAGUCCGAAGAAACACUGUGGAUGAUAAGAGGGAACUCAUUGCCUGCAUUGAAUCGGGGAACUUUGCCAAAGCUGCUAGAAUUGCUGCAGAGGUCGGCAACAGCAACAUCUGGAUGCCGGCUAGUGCUGCAACAGUUGCCCUGGAACCUUUGAAGCUAGUCUGGGCCAAAUGCAGUGGCUACCCUUCCUACCCUGCUUUGAUCAUCGACCCCCACAUGCCACGCGUCGGCUGCCAGCACAACGGGGUGUCCAUCCCCAUCCCCCCCAUGGACGUGCUCCGAAUCGGAGAGCAGAUGCAGUACAAGGCCGAGGAGAAGCUCCACCUCGUCCUCUUCUUCGACAACAAGCGCAGCUGGCAGUGGCUUCCCAGGUCCAAGAUGGUUCCUCUUGGCGUCGACAAAACCAUCGACAAGAUCAAGCUGAUGGAAGGCCGCACCUCCAGCAUCCGCAAAGCGGUCCAGAUCGCCUUCAGCCGCGCCAUGAACCACCUGAGCCUGGUGCAGGACGAGCAAGUCAGCGACCUCAGCGACGUCGACUGAGGAUAAGACCACUAACCAAAAAACUUCUCCCCCCUCCACACACACACACACACACACACACACACACUCGCUCCUCAUUCCCCUCCUUCUGUCUCUGCGGGAGACUUCGAUGUUUACUGGGCACCUGCUGUAACAGGUGGUGUCAGAAAUGAAUGUGUCCGUAUUUUCUCUCCACCCUUUCUUUCAGCCCUGUGACUGUGCCGAGGUGGAGGCGACCCCCCCUCCUCCUCCUCCUCUUCCUCCUCCUCCUCCACUCUCAAUCCAAACACCUCCUCUGCCAUUGCUGAUGUAGUUUGUUUUGGUUGCCUUACAGAAUCCCGUUAAUUUGAAUAAAAACCUAUUAAGCUUACGUCAUUCCCACAGGUUUUUACGUCUGUUGUUUUCUUUUGUAUUUAAACUGUAAAUAACCUGUACAUUUGCCUGACACUAACUUAUUUUUUAUUUGUUAAACAUGCCGUUGGUACUGUACAGUUGUUGUUUUUUUUUUUUAAAUAUUUAGUAAGUUUUGCUUGAAUGAUCGAAAAGAAUAGAAAGUUAGGGCUCAAGUGUCUUGUUUAAAAUAAAAAAAGAAGAAAAAGAACAAAAAACUCCAAAAGCCUUGUUUUUGUCUAAGUUAUUAUUUUGUAAACUUCCAUUUUAUUUUAUUUUCUUGUAUGAAAAAUAAUUUUGGUAUAUUUUUGUUCAUAUAAAUACAGUAUUUAUAUUUGAAUACAUUGUAUGCUGUCUGUUUGUCUCUGUCGGGGGGGCCAAAAGCUCAAUUCAGUUCGCAAAUAAGUUGUUAAAUAAGCAUUGGACAGACGUGACAGUAAAACAAACGAAGCCUACAUUUUGAUAUGUUAGUAUUUUAAUAAUGAAGUCAUUCUGAAAAUGUGUAGGAAUGAGUUUUCAUUCGAUAACAAAUCAAUUUCUUGUCGCGGAAGAUUAUAAAUCGAUUUGACCCGUCAACGUCGAGGCCUGUUUCAUGAGACUUAAUUUAAUCCCACGGCGAACUGAUCCGUGAUCCGUUUAUGUUUUAAGGCGUGAAGCAUAUCUGUGGACACAAAUGCGUAUUUCACAAAUUAUCGUGCAUUGGAUUGCACCACUUUGGACUCUCGGUGUGCGUCUAAAGCUCACGGUCUGUCGUAAACACGGAACAUUUUGUUCUAAAGAAACCAAAAAUGUUGCUACCCAGAUGAUUUUUUUUUUGUUUUUGUCGUGUGAUUUUUAUUUUUUAUUUUUAUUUUUUUCUUUUUCGGAGAAAUUGUUGCCAAAAAAUAAGAAAAAAAUGUCAACUGUUUUUUUUUUAUUUUUAUUUUUUUUUUAAGGAAAACAAUUUGACUGUUGCUUUGCUGUUGUAAAAGAAUGUGCCUCUGUUAACUUAUUGUAAAGUACUUGCAUUACUUUAUAUGUGAAGAAAGACAUGCAGAGUGAUUGUGAAGUGACACAUUCUGUGGUGAAUAUCUGCCUUUUUUUUAAAUGUAACCCUUUUCUAACUUUUGUAGCUGUAGACUUGAAAGACAAUUCUUCUGUUUUUUGUUUUGUUUUGUUUUUUUAUAUGAACGUCUAUUUUUUCUGGGUAGCACCGGGUAGUUUUGAUAUACUUCAUUUUGUACUUUACUGUAGUGUUAUUUUUUAAUGGGAGGGGCAUACAGAAUAUUGCUGGGACUUUUUUUGUAGUAAAAGAACAAUAAAAAUACAAAAUAAACAAAGUGAAAGUGA
This is a messenger RNA of Xiphophorus maculatus (southern platyfish), 5713 nucleotides long. RefSeq names its product bromodomain containing 1 (gene brd1). Gene Ontology annotation, molecular function: protein binding. Bases 182 to 4015 code for a protein of 1277 amino acids. The record is from RefSeq and is a predicted model, not a curated record. NCBI's taxonomy places the organism in Eukaryota, Metazoa, Chordata, Actinopteri, Cyprinodontiformes, Poeciliidae. Gene Ontology annotation, cellular component: MOZ/MORF histone acetyltransferase complex. The transcript is spliced from 13 exons. Gene Ontology annotation, biological process: regulation of transcription by RNA polymerase II.